AUGCAGGCGGGUGGAUGGGCUCUAUGUGCCUCCUGCAUGCCUCGCUCACCGAGUCGGUACUGGGCAGAUAUCUCCGACACCGUCAUCUCGGGGACCUUCCGGCAGUGGAAAGAGGGGACCACCAGAAGUGAGAUCUAUUAUCCAGGGGACACCAUCGUGCACCAGGCGGGAGAAGCCACAUCAGUACAGUGGAGCGCAGGCACCUGGAUGGUGGAGUACGGCCGGGGCUUCAUCCCUUCCACGCUCGCCUUUGCCCUGGCUGACACCCUCUUCAGCACUCAGGACUUUGUCACACUCUUCUACACCCUGCGCGUCUACGCCAAGGGCCUGCUCCUGGAAGCCAAUGCCUUCUUCAGCACCUUGGGCUGCUGAGCCCGGCUCGCCGGGAUGCCCUGCCAGGCACGGCUGGCUCCUCUCCUCCCAGCCUUCCUCCCUUUUCCUCCUCCCCGAGCCCCGGCUCUAGCAGAGGCAGCAGGAGACCCCCUGUGCCUCCCCCAAAUUGCUCUGUCCUUCCCCAUGGGCCAGCUGGGUGCCAGGACAAAGGGACCGUGGCGGUCACAGCAAUACAGAUGGCCAGUUCCCUUGA
Molecule: messenger RNA, 586 nt
Organism: Aptenodytes forsteri (emperor penguin)
Lineage: Eukaryota; Metazoa; Chordata; Aves; Sphenisciformes; Spheniscidae
Gene: SIGMAR1
Product: sigma non-opioid intracellular receptor 1
Exons: 3
Coding region: 1-372 (123 amino acids)
Cellular component (GO): endoplasmic reticulum
Source: RefSeq, a predicted model, not a curated record